Messenger RNA from Scatophagus argus, 1023 nucleotides. RefSeq names its product BarH-like homeobox 1a (gene barhl1a). The coding region runs from base 207 to 845 and encodes 212 amino acids. The transcript has 3 exons. Gene Ontology annotation, cellular component: nucleus. Gene Ontology annotation, molecular function: DNA-binding transcription factor activity, RNA polymerase II-specific; RNA polymerase II cis-regulatory region sequence-specific DNA binding. Gene Ontology annotation, biological process: cell differentiation; regulation of transcription by RNA polymerase II. The record is from RefSeq and is a predicted model, not a curated record. NCBI's taxonomy places the organism in Eukaryota, Metazoa, Chordata, Actinopteri, Scatophagidae.
AGCCUGUCUGUCUGCCUGUCUGUCUCUCUGUCCGUGGUGCUGAAAUCGGCUGCUGAUCGAUCGGUUCAGUUUUCUGUCGGGAUCAAUACCAAACUUUGUGUGGUCUUUUACGUGUCGCCGUGACGUCACUGUCUUUCUGCCGGACUUUGCCGUUCCCGUCCCGAUGUGUGUGCUGGUCCUGUGAGUGCAGGAGCUCCGCUCAGCUGAUGGAGGUCUCCGCCUCCGGCUGCUUCCUCAUCGACUCGCUGCUGUCGCGGCCGCAGCCUGCGGGGCUCAGCCCGCCUCCUGGACUCCGGCCGGACUCCGCCGCGCCGCCCCGCGCCGGCAGCUCGUCUUUCCUGAUCCGGGACCUCUUAGCCGACUGCCGGCCCCGCUCCGAGCCGGGACAGCCCGGGCCGGAAGAAGACUGUCAGGAUAAAAGUCAGAGCAGCGAGUCCAGAGAGCAUGACGGGGUCUCGGAGCCUGCGGCGGCCCGGCUGAAGAGACCUCGAAAAGCUCGGACGGCGUUCAGCGACCAGCAGCUGUGCAGGCUGGAGAGAAGCUUCCAGAAGCAGAAAUACCUGAGCGUCCAGGAGCGCAUGGAGCUGGCGGCUUCGCUGCAGCUCAGCGACACUCAGGUCAAGACCUGGUACCAGAACAGGAGGACAAAGUGGAAGCGUCAAUCAGCUGUCGGUUUGGAGCUCCUGGCUGAAGCCGGCAGGAUGUUUCUGCCCACGCACUUCCUGUGCCAUCCUGCCCCACCCACACUGGACCUGUACCUGUACCAAGGCCACGCCCCUCACCACCACCCAGUCCUACCACUGCUGCCCCACAUCCUGACCCAAACUGAGACCCACCCCCACUGACACCAGCACAGUAAGAGGAAUGAGAGGACGGGGAGGACUGAGAGGACAGGGAAGACUAGGAGGACAAGGAAGACUGAGAGGACAGGUUGGACUGAGAAGACAGGGUGGACCGGCAGAACAGGGUUGAUUGCGAGGACUGAGAGGACAGGGAGGACUGGGAGGACAAAGACGACUGAGA